GGGGCGGGCCGAGGGCUCGCGCGCAGGCGCAGUGCGUGCGCGGCGGCGGCGGCGGCAGUCAUGGCGGCGCGGUGCGUGAGGUUGGCGCGGCGCAGCCUCCCGACGCUGGCGUUGUCGCUCAGGCCCGCUCCUCGGCUCCUGUGCAUGGCCACCAAGCAGAAGAACGACGGCCAGAACUUGGAAGAGGAUGUGGGCCUCGGUGAGCAGAAGGCAGGCGCCCCCACCCCGACCGAGAAGCUGCUUGCAGAGGAGAAGGUCAAGUUGGAGGAGCAGCUGAAGGAGACCACGGAAAAAUACAAACGCGCUUUGGCAGAUACUGAGAAUCUGCGGCAGAGGAGCCAAAAGUUGGUGGAGGAGGCAAAGUUAUACGGCAUCCAGGCCUUCUGCAAGGACCUGUUGGAGGUGGCCGACAUCCUGGAGAAGGCGACGCAGAGCGUGCCCCAGGAAGAGAUCAGGGAGGACAAUCCUCACCUGAAGAGCCUGUAUGAGGGGCUGCAGAUGACGGAGGUGCAGAUCCAGAAGGUGUUUGCCAAGCACGGCCUCCUCCGGCUCGACCCUGCAGGGGCCAAGUUCGACCCGUACGAGCACGAGGCCUUGUUCCACACACCGGUGGAGGGCCGCGAGCCGGGCACGGUGGCGCUUGUGAGCAAAGUGGGCUACAAGCUGCACGGGCGCACGCUGCGGCCCGCCCUGGUAGGGGUGGUGAAGGGGGCCUAGCGUGCCAGGCUUGCUCUGGGGCUGCCCUCACGCUCGCUGUCCAGGCUGGCUCAUCUGAGCCCACGGCCUUUCCCACUUUGUUGGAAAGCUUUAGUGACCAGAACCAGCAGGGUGAGCUGGUUUACAGUUGUGUUAAUAAUGAACUUGGAGUUGGGAGUCCGUCCCUUUUUUAGUCUGUCGAUAGGCCACGUGCUCAGAGAACAGACCUGGGUGUUCCCCACCCGAGUCUGAGCGGUGUGCGUGUGUCGUCAGUGUUGAAU
Molecule: messenger RNA, 977 nt
Organism: Sorex fumeus (smoky shrew)
Lineage: Eukaryota; Metazoa; Chordata; Mammalia; Eulipotyphla; Soricidae
Gene: GRPEL1
Product: GrpE like 1, mitochondrial
Exons: 4
Coding region: 61-717 (218 amino acids)
Biological process (GO): protein folding; protein import into mitochondrial matrix
Cellular component (GO): PAM complex, Tim23 associated import motor
Molecular function (GO): protein-folding chaperone binding; protein homodimerization activity; adenyl-nucleotide exchange factor activity
Source: RefSeq, a predicted model, not a curated record